AAAGGCGGAUGCGCCGCCGCUAGUUUAAUAGGGUGUGCACCAUGAAGAACACGAUGCCUUUUCUCCACCACCUCCUUCCCACUCGUCGCUUCCUUCCCAUUUCGCUCCUCCUGUGUCGUUGACGAAAUCUGGCGUCCAUCCAUCCAUGUGGUUGGCUUUGUUUUCCUUUGACUUGAUCCAACAAAGAAGACGACUUGGGAGCUAGUAUAUUGAGGAAGGACUUGCGCGCGGUCUGCCGGUUACUCCCUUCAUUUGGUCUCCUCCUCCUCGCCAUUUCUCUCGCGCACGUCUGCUUGCUUCUUCUUCCUCCAAUCCUCCUGCUCCUGUCCGUCUCGUCUCGGCUCGGCUAAAUCUGAUCUGGUUCUGGUCGCGCGUCCACAUCCAGUGGGGAUCCUAGAUUUGGAAAGGGAGAUUUGCGCCUGGAAAGCGGCCGAUGUGCCUGUCGGCCUUGUUUCUUUGCCGGGAUUGGUAAUGGGCGUGGAAUAAGUGAUGUGGGUUUGCUUUGCCAUUUUGAUCUUGGGAUUGCCUGUUGGGGAGCAGAGGUAGUUGGCCCGUUACUUGGCAGGAGUGAGUGGUCCUUUUGGUUCUGGGAUCGGGGAAAGGAGCAAGCUCCUGAUCGAUUCUUGCCAUUUCUUGGCGGGGGAUUUGUGGCUUGAGAAGGUAGAGAUGAGGCUGACUGUGCGUGUGAUCGGAGCCCGCAACCUGCGCGCCAUGGAUUUCAACGGCUUCAGCGACCCCUAUGUGAAGUUACAGGUUGGGAAGCAGAGGUUCAAGACCAAGGUGGUCAAGAUGAACCUGAACCCGGAGUGGGAUCAGGAGUUCAGCUGGGUCGUCGCUGAUGUCCGGGAAGUGCUCAAGAUUGACGUCUAUGAUGAAGACAUGAUCGGGACUGACGACUUCCUGGGCCAAGUGACGGUGCCACUGGAGGAUAUUCUGGCUGCGGAGGACCUCUCGCUCGGUACGCGCUGGUACCAGCUUCUUCCCAAGGGCAAGAGUGACAAGGCAGUUGAUUGUGGGGAGAUUUGUGUUGCAAUAUCUCUAGAAACAGGUGGGGCCACACGAUCAUGGUCUGAUACAGCUGAACUAACUGGCAUACAGAAACAAUAUUCAUUGGUAUCAAGUCCGAGCACUGGAUCAUCAGCUGCAUUAGCUUAUCAAGAAAAUGAAGCCCCUAAAGGAGAUAAUGUUAUUGAGUAUUCUGGUGGAGCUCAAAUCCCUGAAGAGGAAAUAUGUAGCCAAGGGACGGAUCAAACAGCCGCGGAGGACAGGUUUAACGUGAUUGGUACUGAAAUUUCUAAUGGAGCAGAAACUCUUAAAACAGAAAAGCUUGAGAGGCCCUCGCUUGUUGAUCGUGUCUGUCAAAUGUUUGUCAAGAAAACUGACGAUCUUUCGUCAACGUCUAUGGCAAAGACUGAGGCGUCGGAAGAGAUUCAACAAAAAUCAGCAGGAGUUGAGGUCCCUGUAAGCCAAACUGAUGAUAUGUCUACAGAAGCUUCAUUUGAUGAACUCUUGAAAUCUUUUGAAUCAAAGCAUGAAGGAGUCGAAAUGCCUGUGAAUUUACAAGGAAUUCUUGUUAACCAGUCAUAUUUUACGUCGCCUGGUGAUUUGAAUAACCUUCUCUUCUCACCAGAUUCAGAUUUUCGGCCAACAUUGAUACAGACUCAGGGUUGUACUGAUUUCAAAACUGAACCCUGGAGAACUGAUAAUAGUGGGGAGUCUCUGAAGAGAGUGGUAACCUAUACAACUGCACCAUCCAAAUUGGUUAAAGCUGUUAAAGCAACAGAGGAACAAUCUUAUUUGAAGGCUGAUGGGAAAGAGUAUUCAGUUUUAAUGAGUGCCAGCACCCCUGAUGUUCCUUGCGGUACUUAUUUUCGGACAGAGAUUCUUUUCCGUAUUAUGCCAGGUCCGGAACUUGAUUCUGAGCAACAGACUUCGCAUUUGGUCAUUUCUUGGCGCAUGAAUUUUCUUCAGAGUACUAUGCUGAAAAGUAUGAUAGAAAAUGGUGCAAGACAAGGCUUGGAGCAAAACUAUGCACAGUUUUCUGAUUUACUGGCAGAGAGGAUCAAGCCUAUUGAUGUAGAAGAUGCUGGGUCAGACAAGGAACAGGUCUUAGCUUCAUUGCAAGGGGGCCAGGAGUCUGAUUUGAAGAUAGCAUUCCUAUACUUCUGCAACUUUGGUGUCUUGUCCUCCCUUUUUGUAGCCCUGUACAUUGUUGUGCACAUUUCACUGGUGAAUUCAGGUGCAGUUCAGGGACUUGAGUUUCCUGGAUUAGAUUUGCCAGAUUCACUCAGCGAGAUUGUCAUGGGUGGGCUAUUGUUUCUUCAGGUGCAACACAUAUUUAAGAAAAUCUUGUGUUUUUUUCAGGCAAGGGAACAAAAAGUUGGUGAUCAUGGCGUGAAAGCAAAAGGCGACGGAUGGUUGUUGACGGUUGCUUUGAUUGAGGGAACCAAGUUGGCACCAGUCGAUGCUACUGGUUUCUCUGAUCCUUACGUGGUAUUUACUUGCAAUGGUAAAACAAAAACAAGUUCAAUCAAGUUCCAAACACUUGAACCUCAGUGGAACGACAUCUUCGAGUUUGAUGCCAUGGAUGAUCCUCCAUCAGUGAUGAAUGUACAUGUGUACGAUUUUGAUGGUCCAUUUGAUGAAGUUACCUCCCUUGGACAUGCUGAAAUCAACUUCGUCAAAUCAAACCUGUCAGAGCUAGCCGAUGUAUGGAUUCCUCUUGAAGGUAACUUGGCUAAGUCCAGGCAGUCUAAGUUACACCUCAGAAUAUUUUUGAACAACUCUAAGGGCACUGGUAUGGUCUCCGAUUUUCUGAGCAAAAUGGAGAAAGAAGUUGGUAAGAAGAUGCCAUUGCGGUCUCCCCGAAGUAAUACUGCAUUCCAGGAGCUAUUCUCUCUGCCAGCUGAAGAAUUUCUCAUCAGCAGUUUCACUUGCUACUUGAAGCGAAAAUUGCCUACACAGGGCCAUCUUUUCUUAUCUCCAAGAAUUAUUGGAUUUUAUUCAAGCAUGUUUGGCCGAAAAACAAAGUUCUUCUUUCUAUGGGAGGAUAUUGAAGACAUACAGGCAAUUCCUCCAUCACUAGCGUCGUGGAGUCCAUCCCUUGCAAUAACUCUUCACAAAGGUAGAGGGAUGGAUGCAAAGCAUGGUGCAAAGAGCAUUGAGAGUGGAAAGCUGAAGUUUUCUCUGCAGUCUUUUGCAUCAUUUAGUGUGGCCAAUAGGACGAUAAUGGCUUUAUGGAAAGCAAGAUCUUUGAGCUCCGAGUCCAAAGUACAGAUUGCUGAGGAGCAAUCCCAAGAUAAAACUCUUGAGAGCGAAGACAGUGGAAUUUUUCUUGGUGUUGAGGACUCCAAGAGCCUUCAGAUGAGCGAAGUUUUUUCCUCAACCAUAUCUGCUAAUAUGAACUCACUUAUGGAGUUGUUUGAAGGAGGUUCGUUGGAGAUGAAAGUCAUGGAGAAAGUUGGCUGCCUUAAAUACUCCGCUACACAAUGGGAAUCAGAUAAACCCGAUGAAUCUCAAAGACAAAUUCAUUACAAGUUCAGCAGGAGGUUGUCUCCUGUUGGAGGAGAAGUGACUGGUACCCAACUGAAAUCUCCUAUGCCCAAUAAGAAAGGGUGGAUUAUAGAAGAGAUCAUGGAACUUCAAGGGGUCCUCCUUGGUGACUUCUUCACGCUUCAUAUAAAAUAUCAGAUCGAAGACCUUGCUCCUAAACAAAAGGCGUGCAGCGUCCAGGUCUAUCUUGGAAUCGAAUGGUCAAAGAGCACCAGGCACCAGAAGAGAAUCGAGAAGAACGUUCUCUCAAGCUCAUCUGCUCGCCUAAAGGAGAUGUUCAGCCUUGCAUCGAAGCAGCUCCCGCAAGCCCGAUAGGACCAUUCAUCCGUGACAAACCCCUGUGCAUAAUACUGAAUGACCGGACAUACUCUGACCGCCGGUAAUGAUCUUCUGUACAUACAUUGCUUGACUGAAGAUACACGCCGGACGGGCGACUGAUUCAUUCUUUAGACCAUUUUAGAGGCGAGCUUUGCAAAUCCAACCCAUUUGCAGCAGCCGAGCCAUUGUGGCUGAACUCAGGACUCCAAUCCAUUUGUUAUGUUGCGCUGUGUCUGACAAAAUGUAUCACAGAUAACAGCAAUUAGACCAAACCAUGAUACCGGCCUCUGUAUGGGGUGAUGAACUACAGUGACACCAGGAGGACCUACAGCUUGUUUCUGUGUAGACUAGUGUGUGUGUGUGUGUGUGUGUUUCUACAUGGACAUACAUAGGAUUGCAGUACUGUGUUCUGCGUAUCUUUUUUGUACAUGGAAUUGAACCAUUUGAAACCUUUGCUUCAAAGAUCACGUGUUGAACUGCACGGAAGCAGAAAUAAGUGAUCCAAUAAAGUUGUGAAGUUCAGAGAC
Molecule: messenger RNA, 4397 nt
Organism: Lolium rigidum
Lineage: Eukaryota; Viridiplantae; Streptophyta; Magnoliopsida; Poales; Poaceae
Product: C2 and GRAM domain-containing protein At1g03370-like
Exons: 9
Coding region: 667-3867 (1066 amino acids)
Source: RefSeq, a predicted model, not a curated record